ACUAAAACAAAUUCAUGCUGUAUGCUCCUCUGUGCUAGCCGAAAGAUACUUAGACAGGUUACAAUCAUAUUUAAUUAAUAAUAACGUUCAAACCUGAUAUUUUGACUGCCAGAGGAGAUGCGCAUUGUCAUCCUUUUGGACGGUUGGUGGCUACAACGCAGCUAGAGCUAGCUAGUUUAACGGUCUUGUGUUACCUCCUCUGGACUGGGAUUGUUUGGACCAUAAAGGAGUAAGAAUGCCUCAGUCAGCAGCUACCAUCAGUGGGAUCCAGAGGAUGGUUCUGUACGAAACCAGAGCCAGGUAUUUUUUGGUGGGGAGCAAUCAGGCACAGACCAAACACCGUGUCCUGAAGAUUGACCGCACAGAACCCAAGGACUUGGUCAUAAUUGAUGAUAAGCAUGUUUACAACCAGCAAGAGGUGCGGGAGUUACUGGGCCGCCUGGACCUGGGCAACCGCACCAAAAUUGGCCAAAAGGGUUCGUCUGGCUUGUCCAGGGCAGUCUCAGCCUUCGGCAUUGUGGGGUUCGUACGUUUCCUCGAGGGCUACUACAUUGUGUUGAUCACCAAGCGCAGAAAGAUGGCUGACAUCGGUGGCCACUCCAUCUACAAAAUUGAAGACACCAGCAUGAUAUAUAUCCCCAAUGACUCGGUCAGGGUCACACACCCAGAUGAAGCAAGAUAUGUGCGGAUCUUUCAAAAUGUGGAUCUAUCCAGCAACUUUUACUUCAGCUACAGUUAUGAUCUGAGCCACUCGCUGCAGUACAACCUGACUUUGCUACAGAGGCCGUAUGAGUUGUGGACGUCAACAGCCUCCUCCGCUGAGGAAGAGGUACACACGCAGAGCAAGCAGGACAGCUUCGACAUCUUUGAAGAAGAGGGGCUGCCUACGCAAGUGGUUUAUGGCCUCCAGAACGAGCCGUACUACAAAUAUGUGUGGAACGGGAAGUUGCUGGAACGAGUCAAGGACAUAGUGCAUCAUGACUGGCUCAUGUAUAUAAUCCACGGCUUCUGCGGACAGUCCAAGCUUCUGAUCUAUGGCCGACCGGUUCACAUCACCCUCAUUGCCAGGCGCUCCAGUAAAUUCGCGGGGACCCGAUUCCUCAAAAGAGGAGCCAACUGUGAGGGGGAUGUAGCUAAUGAGGUGGAGACGGAGCAGAUCGUCCACGACGCCUCAGUCAUGUCUUACACAGCAGGAAGUUACUCCUCAUACGUCCAGGUGCGAGGUUCAGUGCCGCUCUACUGGUCCCAGGACAUUUCCACCAUGAUGCCGAAACCCCCGAUACGAUUGGACCAAGCUGACCCGUACGCCCAUGUAGCUGGCCUCCAUUUUGACCAGAUGCUGCAGCGGUUUGGCUCACCUAUUAUCAUCCUUAACCUGGUUAAGAAACGAGAAAAAAGGAAACAUGAGAAGAUUCUGAGCGAAGAGCUUUAUCCAGCUGUGAUCAACCUCAAUCAGUUCCUUCCUCCAGACCACUGCAUCGACUACAUCGCCUGGGACAUGGCCCGCUACACCAAGAGUAAAUUGUGCAAUGUCUUGGACCGUCUGGGUAUGAUAGCAGAGAAUGUGGUGAAGAGAACAGGUUUCUACAUUAAUCGAUCAGACUUCUACUGUCAUACCAUCAGACCAGAUGACAGAUGGGGAGAUGUGGGUGGACACAUCACAGCCAGUGGACGGGUGCAGACUGGUGUGUUGCGGACCAACUGUGUGGACUGUCUGGACCGGACCAAUACCGCACAGUUCAUGGUUGGAAAGUGUGCGCUUGCCUAUCAGCUUUAUGCACUGGGAAUGAUUGACAAGCCCAAGCUCCAGUUUGAUACUGACUGUGUGAGGUUGUUUGAGGAGCUGUAUGAGGACCAUGGAGACACUCUGUCACUGCAGUACGGCGGCUCCCAGCUGGUCCACAGGGUCAAGACCUACCGGAAGAUUGCCCCCUGGACACAGCACUCCAAAGACAUCAUGCAGACGUUGUCUCGUUACUACAGCAAUGCUUUCUCAGACGCUGACAGACAGGAUGCCAUCAACUUGUUUCUCCAAGUCUACCAGCCAUUGGAGACCAAGCCGCACCUGUGGGAGCUGCCCACUGACUUCUAUCUACAUCAGAGGAACACUAUGGCCCUCCCCCAAGACAGACGCAGCUACACACUGUGGUGGUCAGAGGGAAUCCUGUCCUAUCUUCCUGUGGCCUAUGAUGAAGUUCCCUGUGUUGACACUAUGAAGAAGGUCAAAGUGAAGAGAGUGAACCGUUUCGAUGAGAGUAUUGACAUCUACACAGAAUUCUUUAAACCUUAUGAAAUCACCUCCUUUGACGACACCUUCUGCAUCGCCAUGACCAACUCUGCAAGGGAAUUUAUGCCCAAGACAGUAGGAGUGGAUCCAAGCCCAUUCACAGUUCGGAAGCCAGAGGAAACAGGGAAAUCAGUGCUUGGCAACAAGAGCAACAAGGAGGAGACUCUGCUCCAGAGGAAGACUGCAGCCAGUGCACCUCCUCCCCCAAGUGAGGAGGCCAUCUCUAGCACCUCAGAGGAUGACUCAGAGGAGGACCGCGACGACGACGGAUCCGUUUCCCAGCGCUCCACCCCAAUCAAACUGCUAACAGAGUCUGGAGAGAGCAACCGCACUCAAGAGGAGAUCCAGCCGCAUGUUGUUAAAGAGCCCUACGGAAUCAAUCUGGCUGAGUUUCCCUCUGAGCAAGAUCUGCUCACCUAUAAGAGGUUUGCACAACUGGGCGAGAGCGAGCACAGGGUGGAGAGAACUGAGCACAUAAACCUGGCAAACAUCAGCUUCUUGGAGCCAGUUUCCUGCUUCCCAGAGGACAGCAUCUACGCCGUUUCUUCUCCGCAGGUCGACAGAGACAGCCGCGAUGUGUUUGACAGUCAUGUGAUGACAGGCCAGGGACAUGUGAGGGCGCUGUGCAGGGACGACAUGUUGAUGUACAGGGAGUACGUCAAGAACAGAUACAUGUGAAAUGACAACAUGGAAUGGAUUUAUGUUACCAUUAUCCAUUUUCAGGAUCAUCAGCUUGAACAUUCCGACUUUAACAUUUAAGUUACGAUUCUUUCUUUGUGGCUCUAAGAUAACGCAGAACAAGUUUUGUUGCAUUAGCAAAUCAUUUUGUACGUACUACCCUUUUCUUCGUGUUUUUUCUUCUUUCUGCUGGGAGAAGACUGUUCAUAAUGACAGUAAUGGUGCAUGAACAACCAAUAAGUCCUGCCAUUGGACAAAAAUGAUGCUUGAAUUGAUUUUUUUAUUUUAAUAAGUCAUUUUAGUGUUUUAAUUCUUUAUUUCUUCAGUCAGACGUGCCUUAACAGGCUACAGUGCUUUUUAUUUUAUCAGUUAAAUUUUAAUUGCGACUUUUUUAGAAGAAAGUUUAUUUAACUAUGAUAGAUGUAAAUUUCAAACAUGUAAAUUAAUGUAAAUUGUUUUGAAUCUUAAAAAAUGGAAAACAAUGUGAUGGCAGGCCUGAAGGGUCCUACCUCAGUGACAGAUGUUCUUCAGGUUUUAAUUUUUGUUUUUAUUCCUUUUGUUGAAUCAGUUUCAGGUCAUUUGAAAACACUGUUGACCAACAGUCUUACAUGAUGUAAGUUGUUACAUGUACAAGUAAUUGAAUGUCCAGUUAAUACUCUUUUCCCUUUUGAGCAGUGCACUAUGCAAUAUAAUAAAACCUGAAUUAUGGUGUUUCUCUAUGGAUGAAACUCAUGACUAAUACCCUGAUAUUUUCACUGUAAGUUAACAAGAUUGCCUUCUAAUUUUUGCUUUUUAUAAAUGCAUUUCUGAGAUGUCAGGUGAUCAUUAUGUACAGCAAUUCUAAAUUAAACAUUUAUUU
This is a messenger RNA of Scomber scombrus (Atlantic mackerel), 3824 nucleotides long. It is a transcript of the gene fig4a, whose product is annotated as FIG4 phosphoinositide 5-phosphatase a. The record is from RefSeq and is a predicted model, not a curated record. Lineage: Eukaryota; Metazoa; Chordata; Actinopteri; Scombriformes; Scombridae. Gene Ontology annotation, molecular function: phosphatidylinositol-3,5-bisphosphate 5-phosphatase activity. Gene Ontology annotation, cellular component: intracellular membrane-bounded organelle. Bases 236 to 2965 code for a protein of 909 amino acids. Gene Ontology annotation, biological process: phosphatidylinositol dephosphorylation. The transcript is spliced from 24 exons.